Xyrichtys novacula (pearly razorfish) is the source of this 8483-nucleotide messenger RNA. The record is from the annotation of a GenBank genome assembly. NCBI's taxonomy places the organism in Eukaryota, Metazoa, Chordata, Actinopteri, Labriformes, Labridae.
UAUUCAGUACAAAUGCAGCAGAGCAGGGCUGAGCGUGCAUACCACUGCUGCUGACGACUGACCUGAUCCCACACAAACACAGACACAAAGGCACACUACACUCGCUCACGUCACACACACUCUCAUACUCUCAUACCACACUCACAGAGACGCUGAAACUCAGAGCAGAGCUUGGAGAUGCUACCGGCUGGCAACUUUUGAGUAAGUCCACUCCCCCCACUCUCUCUCUCUGUGCUCCUCUUCCUCUGUGUCUUGUUGUUCUUGUGAUUCUUCAGCCGUCUAAGUUCAUUUAUCUCUCACACUCUCCUCUGUUACGGUGAAACGGCCAGUGUUUCCUCAGAUUGAGGGACUUUUCAAACUUUGCUAUCAGUAUGCCGUGCACAUACCUUACUCCACUCUCCCGGCUUUUCUCCCUUUUCUCUGCAUGUGAGUGGAGGCAGCUGAAAAUCCCUGACCUAUUUGCAUGUUGGCUCAGGGCCAGACCUGGAUGUUUUUCUUUUAUAUUUGAAUGACAGAGCUGGCACUGCUUUGAUUUACUAUAUUUUUGUAAUGUCCUUGCGUGGUUUAUGUUUUCUGAAAUGUCUGUGCAGAUGAUUGUCUGGAUGAGUUUCUGCUCUGAUUUGGGUGUUUUCUUUGUGUUGCUGUUGCUGAGUUUAGUUAAUUACAGGAGCUGUCAUGCAGGUAUAAAACUUUAGAGAUCUCCACUGAAUUAGUGCGGGGAGAAAUCCUAGAUUUAGUCCAGACUAAACUCACUUCAUCAACAUUUUUAGACAUCUGACUAUUUAUUCUGAAUAAAUCCAGUAAAGCGGUCCUGUAGUUUCGCUAAAUUAUUUAUGUAGAAAUGAGAUCCAAAGCAAAACACGGAGGGGGUCUGUGUAUUGUUUGACUUAAAGCAGAGGUUUAGCUUCUUCAUACUUGGACGCUUGCAGUUCAUGUGAACAGUAAACAAUCACAUUUUAAGAGAUAAUUCAAAGUAACAACCAGGAGAAGCUGGUAAAACAUACAGACUACAAGCUGGUAACAAAAUAAUUUUUACAAUGGUGUUUCAUGUUUUGGUCCCGCAACCAAUGCAAUAAGAUUAUAACCAAUACUAGAGGUGCCCACUCUACCUAUACCAGAAAUGUCAAAGAUUUUUUCCUUUGUCUUUUCGGUGACACAGUAAGAGAGACUUUGACAUGCUGGUGGUAUUUCUUCCUCUACUUAAAGGAUGUUAAAAAGCCUGUUUUACCCUGCACUGACCUGUCAUAGCAGACAAAAGCUCCUCUGGGGUGAAACCAAAGAUGAUUUGUGCACUUCUAUGAUUUGACAUGUGAUAUCCAACAUAGUAACCUAGAGGGUGGCAGAUCCCUCUUCCAUUGUCUACUAUUCUGUAAAAUAUGAGAGCUCCCUCGGGUGCAGAUUGAUACAUUUAUCAUUUUCUGCUGUUUGUUUCACUAUUUUUAGACUUGUCGGUGGCUGUAUAUGGGGUGAAUCCCUUUUUUUCCCUUCUGUUCUUGAACAAGUCAAACCUUCCUGAGUCUUGUUUGUACCUCUCUGCCAUCUGUGUUGAUCAUGUGCUAAAAAAUAGUCAGAGUGGUGUGUGCGUAGAUGUGAGCAGAGUUUCUGUCUAUGAAGGAAACAGAGCGACUGAUAAUAUAAACAAAAAGUGAAGUCCUUCCUCUUUUUUACUCUUUAUCUGGGUCUGUUGCCCUCAGAUAGCAUGCAGCAAUUAAUGCCUUACGUGUGUGUGUGUGUGUGUGCGUGUGUGUGCGCGCCCCUGUUUGCCUGGCAGUGUUUGAAAGCACAGCAGCAUUCUCGCUGCCUACUGUAUGCAGAGUAAACACUGAAGGCACACACAAAUAAACUCUAUAUUUGGCAUUUUGGCUUAUUUGCUUAAGGCCUUUUGUGUUUUGCUGGUCAGAACAGGAUUGAAUGGAGGGUUAAAAAAAACAAUGCAGUAGAUUUAAUCCCUCUCUCUCUCUCUCUCUCUCUCUCUCUCUCUCUCUCUUUCUCAUCCUGUUAAAAAGUCAUAACAGCAGCCUUCAGAGCACAGUUGAUCCACACUCGUGCCUUCACCACCUGAGAGCCUUACUCGUUCCUGCUGCACCACAGGGGAGAGUCUCCAACAAAGUGACCUCCAGCAGUCAGACUGCACCUGAUCCCGCAUCCAAAGAAAAGGGAACCUGACUCUGAAGCAGGGAAAAGGGGUGAUCAUACCUCAACGCUGAAACACGACCCACUUGACCGAGAGAAAAAGAGCCGGGCAGACAUCUUCAGCAGCUGAAGGAAAGAGGCAGGAUGUUGGCUAAAAUCCUGGAGGACAUGUGGGUGGAGCCAGAGGUGCUUGAGGCCCUCAGCGAGGAGCAGAAGAGGAUCCUCUUCUUGAAGAUGAGAGAGGAGCAGGUACGCCGCUGGAGAGAGCGGGAGGAGAGAGAAGAGAGGGAAGGAAGAGACAUCAGCAACACCAGGCCAAAGAAAGGUAGAGUACAACAGUCCACAUAGAAACACAGUAACAUGGCUCUGCUGCAGGAAAACAAGAUUUCUGUGGAUGUGACCUUUACUAUCAGCAACUGAAAACAAACACAUUCACUCUUGGUCACCUGUGUCCUAGAUAUAACCCUCUCAGACAUGUAUGCACAUGAUGUGUAACAAGCAGGAGAUGGUAAAUGUGCUUCUCUUUGCAAUCCUGCUCAGGAUCUCAAGCAAAAUUGACAAAACUCUCAUAUACUGUAUGUCCAAAAUCUUGCAGUAAGCUUAGCUUGAAGACAGGAACAACUACUUCCUCCUUCAAUCACUUUACAGCCCAGUUAUAAAUGUGUUUUAUUUGUUUAUUCAUCCUUUACGAGGAAUACCUGUCAUGAUAAACUGAGUUCAGUUCAUUUAUUUGGAAACUGUUUCAUGGUCGGUUCAGUGACUCCCUGGGCCUCUGUGAUAAAGCCGUGCAGACUGUUUAACUGUUUUUAGUGUUUAUACAAAGCUCAGAUAACCAGAUAACUCAAAUAACUAGCUUUAUAUUUCAUGUACUUUUAAUUUAAGGUAACAGUUCAGUUUGUGACAAAUGCUCAUGUCACAUAAGGAGAUUAAUGCAGCUGUCUUGAGUUUAACCUCUCCACAUGUAAACCUAUACAAAGUGUUUGAUAUUUUAGGGUCAACACAUGCGCAGUUCUGUGUCCAAAUCCCCAUUUUAAUUCAUUUUUAUCAACCAAAAUUCUUUAAAGCCUCAAGCAAAUGACACUGGAGCUGUAGAGUAACGUCCUCUCAGGUAACUAGUCUGACACAUGUGUUCAGAUUAAACCCAGGCUAAUCUUUUCUGUGCUUUGUGAGUCACCUAAAUGUUCCCCUGCUUCUCCUAGAUUUAGAUUCUUUUUGAGGCCCUGUCUCCUCUCUCAGUGCUCCGACACCAGCAGAGAGAGUAUUUGUAUGUAAAACUAAUUUUGUGUAUGCGCCUGUGUUUGCGUAACUAAAACCUGUAUCACCACCUGCUGAAUCAUUCCACAGGCUGAAAGCUGAAUACGAUUAAGUAAGACCUGUGGUGUGGGGCGCUGUCAUGCUUUAAACCAAAUAUUAAGUUACCAUCUUUGUGUACCUAAUCUUUGCCAUGUCACCGGAGAGGUGACUGACUGUGUGUGUCUGCCUUACACAACAAAAGAUCCAGUUAGUUGUCUUUCUGCCUUUGUGUUUGGCUGUGGCCAAAGUCAGUCAUUACAUGUACAUGCAGGCCUGUAAAUGCCACUUAAAAGUGUUUGACUUCACCUGAGAGUAAUGAUCUCUAUUCUGUCCUGUAGUGCCGGCUGUAUGGAGGUGUGGUGAAUGUAAAUACAGAAAUGUUCUGUAUGUCUUCUUGGCCCAUUAUAACUCACCGCUGUGACAGUAUGAACAUAAAGGAGUGCUGCAUAGAGUCCAUGAAUCAUAUCAGAGGGGGUCUAUACAAUACACACUCACAAAGCAAGUGACUUCAUUUGAGCACAGGUCAUUCAUGAGACUGUUGACAGAAACAGAGCUGGUCACUGAUUAAUCUGUUCAGUGAUUUACCCUCUGAUAGGGAUCUGUCUUUGUCUCUGUGAUCUUCUGUUGGCAGAUCACCGUCACUGACUGUUGUUGUGAUUUGAAAUUUUAAGCCACUCCCCAACCUGUGAGGUCACUGCAAGUUUUCCACUUCAGGAGAUAUUGUACUGUCAUGGAAAACACCUGUUAUCACACCUGAGGGAGCGGGUCUGUUAUCUGCUUUCUGUGUAAAGAUGAGAUCAUCCUGAAACAACCAAAAAAACAACACUAAGCUAACCCUUAAAAUACAGUCUAAUUAAUUCAAAUGUUCUGACAUUUAUAUGUACAUGACACCAUGAAAAAUGGCUAACAUAAUACAUGACACUAACUUAUGGUUGUGAGUUACGAUGUCACUUUGUUAUUACAGAAUUAAAGUCACUUUUAUUUAUCCUCUCUUCUUCCUUUGUAUUGCUCAGUACUCCACUGUGAACAUUUUUUUAGUGUGACACUGUAAAUAACUGAGUCACAAGAAAGACAGAAAAAAAGACCCCCCCCCAAAAAAAAAAAAAAAAAAAGAAAAGAGAGAGAGAGAACAGUAAGCGUGAAGAGAGGACAGUCCAUCCCUGUUGAGUUGGUGUCCCUCUUUACUGAUAGGACAGCACCACCUCCUGGAUAAAAGCCAGAAUAACAACUCAUAACGUGACUGCUUUUCUGAGAAACUGUCUGAGAGAUAAAAAUAUAUCUGCAGAGAGCUUACUGGUCCUGUUUUUGUCUGUCAUUUUUUCUCUUCAUCUCAGCUUACUGUAAACAUGUGAGCUGGCUGCUGGGUCGGGACGGAGAUGUGAGCGUCAGUGUGAUUGGAGAGGUGGACGAGUUCAGAUCCUCCAAACUCCUGCAGAGCCUCAUGAACAACAGGUACAAACGGAAAACACAGAAACACCCGUAUAAUGCAUUAUAAUGUCAUUUACAAAGCCCUAUAAAUGCAUCUAUGAGGCUUUAUAACAGCACUUAAGAGUGAUCAUUAGCAUUUAUAAUAGUUUAUAGCAAUCUUUAUGAAGCCCUUUAAGCAGUGAGCACAAUGUCUUAUACAUGGAUGGUUUAUUAGACAUUAUAAUGCAAAAGAAAAAACAAUGCAGUUUAAAUUCUGUGUUUAAUAACACAUCUUAACACUCACAACUUUACCCUGUUAUAAAGGUUAAUAAAAUCUCAUUCUAUUUAUCAUUUAAAAAGUUAUAAUCUGAAGUUGUGGUGCAACGCAUUUUGCAUAGAUAGCUGUUCUUUGAGAUUUUGGCUUGCUCUUUUGUAAGCUUUGGAUGUAGAACGUUUGAAGGAAUAAGUGAAAUAAAAACAUUUGUUUUGAUAAAUGUGAAGUAUUUAUGUCUGACACUUUACUUACAGACACAAAACACUGCUUAGAAGUUCAUAUAAAUAUGUUGUAGGAUCAUAUAGUUGUUAAUAACCUCAUACAGUACCAUCACUUUACCGUCUUCUUCUUCUUCAUUAAAGUAUAAUACAUUAUUAUCACACCUUUCCACAUGCAUCGCUUUAAGUCGUUUUGAAUACUUAUAGAAAGUGUUAUAAACUCUUAAAGAUGCAUUUGUAAGGCUUUAUAAUUGUGCUUAUGAUGCAUUAUAAAAGGGGGUUGAUAUGAAAUGAUACUAAAAGACAAAAAAAAAAAAACAAUAUUUAAAGUGUCUCAUGACUGUUGACUGCAUGAUUUUGGAUUUAAAAUGACGACUGAAACAUAAUAAGGAAAUAUUAAUGCGACAGCAAUAUGGAUCAUCAAGCUGUUUAUUGUUUGUAUUCUUUUAUAAGAUUCACUUUGUUAUGUGGUUUGGGGUUAAGAGAACUGAAUGGGGUUGGUGUUUUAAAUGGAAGGGGUAGAGUUUGUCUCAGAGAAUAAGUAGGAAACUUAAAUCUGUAAAUAGCAGAGAUUUACCAACAAGUCAGCUUGUCAUUUAACUUUCUUAAUCCAUGUGUUUUUCCACCUCCUCUUGCAAAAAAAAAAAAAAAAAAAAUACAGGAAAUGAAAUAACCUAACUGUUGACAGUAAAUAUCUGUUCUUAAUUUUAAUAAAACUUAAUAAGUUUUUCAUAUUUUCUUGCUCUUGCUCAAGUCAGCAUAUCAACCAGAGUACGCACCAAUGAAAGCCAGAAAACUCACAGAGGUUUCUGCCUCCGUAACAAGCCCCAUUCCUUUUAACUACAUAAUGACAUAACCCUGAUUGACUUUGAUAAGGAGAACAGUGAACCAAAGAGCUCCACUCACAGAGCUGUCUCCUCGUUCAAAUACAAUUAAAGAAGUUAUUUGCCAUAUGACUUGCUGGAGGAUUGAUUCUAAGUUUGGCCUGCUGUCUGGGAGACUGAAAAAUGGAUGUCUUUGUCUUCCAGGGUCCGCAGUGAUGAUAUGAAGAGAAUCCAGAAAGAGGACUCGCUUCCAGGAAGAGAGGCCCAGCAGCUUAGCCUUACAGACGAUAUCCAGCUGGUGCUCACAGAUGUUAGUGUGAGUUAGUGUGUUUGUUCACAGCUCCUCAGCUCAGAUAGCAGCAAAAACAGUGUGUGGAAUCUAUCAUCAAAUCAUGUCCCUCUUACACAGGAUGCUUCAGCCUCACCAGACGAUCAGUCAUCUGAGAAGGACUCUGACUCCUGCAGCACUGAUGAUUACCUGAGGGACCAAACCCAGGACAGCGACAGCGAGUCAGGGAGCAGCUCGGACAACCCAAGUGACUGGGUCCCUGUCUACAGGCCUCAUUUUGGAAGUCAUGGCAACCAGCCACCAGCCAGCACCUACCUGACAGAGACGGUGACGACGAGUGAAAACAACAAAGGUAACAAAACAAGAGAGAAGCUAUAUCUAUGUGAAUAUUUAUAUGGUUAUAAUCUGUGAAGUCUGUAAAGAGGUGCUGGGUUGAAUCUUUCAAGAGACAGUAACAUUUGUUUGAUUUGAACCAGAAUCAGCUUUAUCAUGCAAGUAUGAACAUAUGUAAGGACUAUGACUCUUGUAUAACUUCGCUCUUUUUGCACAAGUAUUAAACGGAUAUUUAAAGUCUAUUAAAGUGGGUCCCAGAACUCUGAGGGUUGCCACAGUUUUCCGUCUAUAUUGUUAAGUAUGGCGAUUGGCUGGGGCAGGGAAAUUAGGUGGGUGGGCUCAUCCUGAAGCCCACUGUCAUCUCCGCUGUCUUGAGCAGGUUCAGCUCCAGGUGGUUCUGACAGCACCAAAGGACCUGGUUUUCCAUUUUUUGUCAGGGUGCAUGAAUUUUUCCUGUCCCAAAUGAAGCUGAUGACAGUUCUGUCAUUUGCCCGAGGCCCAAUCAGUGUUGAUCUUAGUCCUCUGUAUGUCAGUAAUGAGUCUGACAGUCUGACAAUUCUGUCCUUUUCACAUUUUCAGAGACCGUGUGUUGUGAAGACAAAAACUCCGGAUAUGGAGGUCGCGUGGCACAGCUCAGAAAGGCGUUCACCAGUGAUCCUCACAGCAAACCCGCGAUACCUGCUAAACCUGCUUACUUACAAAAAAGAAGCACACCUUUGCUUCACUAGGACUACAGGUGUGUCACCACCUCAAAGAGACACAGCCUGUUUGAAUGAGCGUACUGAGCCCUGUGCAGGAAGUGAUGGCUCAGUGGGACUCUGAUGAAGCACGAUGAGGAUCUUUACUUGAACCUAAGCGACAAACAGAGACUCACUUUUGAUAUAAUGACCAGCCUACAAGCAAGAGGAGCUGGUGCGAACCAAAGAUGGAAAGACUUGAAACUUCUGAACCAAAGUCAACCUGAAAGAUAAAAUAAUGAUGACUUGAAAUAUGCUCACAGUUUCUGUGGCUGACGGACAGACUGACACUGAGAGAUGUCCACAGAGGCAUGAACUGUUAAGUAAAUCUUUUAAAGCACCAUGUUUCAUAUAAAAAUGAUUAUCACUGAAGCUUUAAUGUACAGUCAUAACAGGUGGACCACAUUGAGGCUUAUCUGUGCUUUUCCAUUGUUUAAACUGUAAAUGAAGUCUUUGUAACAUGUGGCUGUAUCGUUUAAUAAUUGAAUUCAUGUUAAAAACAAAAUGAUAAACAGUCUAGAGCCUUUAAUUGUGGAUAUAAACCUUAAAUAAUACCUUUAUAUUUACACUCACACUGAUUGAUGAACCUCGUUAGAGCCUGAUAUGUAACAACAAUCUGAAAUGUAAUUUUAAAAAAAUGUAAUAACUGACUUAAAAUGUAACAAGUUGUUAUAUUUUGGGUCACUUAUUACAUUAGGGGUUGUAUUGUAUUUCAGGUCAUUGUUACAUAUCAGGCUCUGACACGCCUGUAUUGAGCUCAGCAGCAACAGGUCGGGGUUUGGUGCCUUGCUCAAUAAUACUUGAACAUAAUAUCAGGAGGAAACUGAACCACCACAUUAUAAUUCAAUAAUAUAAAGAUAUACAGCCUAAUCACCUGAGAUGCUAUCUCACAGAGCAAUGGCUAGUUUUUUUUAGACCUAACUUUAACUGUCUAGAUUCUGUAUAUUUUUAAACAGAAUUUCCACUUCAACCCAA